Molecule: messenger RNA, 1148 nt
Organism: Etheostoma spectabile (orangethroat darter)
Lineage: Eukaryota; Metazoa; Chordata; Actinopteri; Perciformes; Percidae
Gene: isca2
Product: iron-sulfur cluster assembly 2
Exons: 4
Coding region: 210-743 (177 amino acids)
Biological process (GO): iron-sulfur cluster assembly
Cellular component (GO): mitochondrion
Molecular function (GO): 4 iron, 4 sulfur cluster binding; iron ion binding; 2 iron, 2 sulfur cluster binding
Source: RefSeq, a predicted model, not a curated record
AUUUGGGACAACUGUGCCUGAAAAGCUAAACUAAGGUAUCAAAAAACUCACAAAUCGAUUUGCAGGUAAACGGGCGAAUCAAAUGGCCGUAUUUUACCACGUUGGGCGUAACUAUAUGACAGACAAACCAUUUCAGCCAAUAAAGGUGCGAUCUUUCGCUUGUCGAUGGGUGGGGGCGGAACGGAAGUUACCAACGUUUGUUAUGAAAGAUGUCAUUCUUGAGAAGAGCUAUGAUAACUGCGUCAAAGUCAAAAGGAUUGAGCCUUUCAAGGGCAUCUACUCUUCUGAACAACCUCUGUGUGAGCCAACAGUUACAUCGACUUCCCCAAAAAGCCCAGCCACCCCUUUACACAGAGGGGCUGCAGCGCUUCAGCAGCACCUCAACCCAGGAGAAGCAAACUGUGUCAGAUCCAGCUGAAGAUAAAGUGAAUCUAACUGAGUCAUGUGUAAAGAGACUAGGGGAAAUCAUGAUGAAGGGCGAGUAUCUGAGAAUACAUGUGGAAGGGGGAGGCUGCUCCGGGUUCCAGUACAAGUUUUCUGUUGACGCUAACAGGAAUGAAGAUGACAGAGUGUUUGAGCAGGGAGGAGUGGGCAUCAUUGUGGAUCAGGACAGCCUGGAGUUUUUGAAAGGAGCCACUGUGGACUUCAGCCAGGAGCUGAUCCGCGCCACCUUCCUUGUGCUCAAGAAUCCUCAAGCCGAUCAUGGCUGCUCCUGUGGCAGCUCCUUCUCUGUCAAACUGUAACCCUACUUCCCUUUGUCAAUGUUAAUUAAUGCCCCGGUUUACCAGUGUAUUAGGUACACACAUACAAAAUACAAGAAAACAUUAUAGACACAUCUCAACACAAUGCAUCCUAACCACUGGUUUUGUAGGUAUGAAACUACUUGAAUUGAAUGAGAGAGGGAACCAUUAAUCAUUGAGCUAUUUUGCAGAUAGUGACAGUCAAUGGUCAUUAACUGCUGAGUUCACAAUAGUCAACAGUAAUCUGACCUGUUUUAAGCAAAACAAAGGCUCAGUUGAGGUGUUAGAAAAUGCAGUGCUUAGAUUUGCCUUUUGUGUGUAAAAUAUGUAAAUAGGCUAUAUCUAUGUUUGAAAAGAGCUAAGCUAUACCACUUUUGUUUCAUCUAAAAUAAAACCGAGUGAAUUUCA